GAUCUGCAGGAGGAAGUCUCUGUGGUCGAGUGCAGUCUUUUACAGGAACGACAACCCUCUCACGCCUUGUGCAUCUCAACUAUGACAAGUGGGCCGUCUCUCAUUUGACGCCGGGCACAUCUGUGAUUCCUCUCCUGCUCCACGGCUCCUUCCUCGUUUAUUUUUCAGCUCCGCACCUCUUUUUUUAUUUUUAUAUAUUUUUUAUUUACACAGUUUUCCAAGAUGACCUGGACGAUGAACAGUUGUUUAGUGACUCUAGCCAUCCUGUUUCUGUGGCGAGUGGAAGAAAUCGCGGAAGCAUGCAGCUGCUCCCCAGCGCAUCCUCAGCAGGCGUUCUGCAACUCCGACGUCGUUAUCAGGGCAAAGAUAGUUGGAAAGCAGGUGGUUGACGUUGGCAAUGACAUCUACGGGAACCCCGUCAAGCGUUUCAAGUAUGACGUCAAACAAAUCAAGUCGUUCAAAGGUCCCACCCGGGAUAUUGAUGCCAUCUACACAGCUCCCACCUCUGCAGUGUGUGGCGUCUCUCUGGAACAUAACUGCAAGGAGUAUCUAAUCACAGGCAAACUGGAAGCUGAUGGGAAGAUGCACAUCACCCUGUGUGACUUCAUUGAGCCCUGGGAGACCCUGAGUGCCACACAGAAGAAGAGCCUGACUCAGCGCUAUGAAAUGGGCUGUGAAUGCAAGAUCACCCGCUGCACAGCCAUCCCCUGCAUGAUCAGCAGCCCGGCGGAGUGCCUGUGGACGGACUGGGUGAUUGAGAAGAUGGUCAAUGGAGGGCAGGCCAAACACUUUGCGUGUAUCAAGAGGAGUGAUGACUCUUGUGCCUGGUACAGAGGGGCAGCACUGCCUAAAAAGGAUUUCCUGGACAUCGAAGAUCCUUAACUCCACCACUGUCCAAUAUUCUAAAGAUGUCUAAGAUAUAUAAUAAGACACAAAUAAAUACUAUUUUUGUUUUGUAAGACCACCAUAGGGCAAGUGCUCUAUGGUGAGGUUGUUUUUAUUUACAGGUCUCAUUAAGUUUUUAAUCAACAGUCUUACGAACGCAGCACUUUCAGACACUUCUACCCCUAAAUCCGAAGCACUUCCUCAUAAACCACUUCUCCGUUAGCUGAAAUAAGGGGAUAUUCAUCACAAUCGAGUAUUACUAUUCAUAAAGUUUUUUGUUCGGGAGCUAUGCUACCUUUUAAAAAAAAAAGAACUAAUUCUAUUAUGCAUCACCUGCAUACCGAUAACUCAAAGUGUCAUAAUGUUAUCGGUUUUUUCAUAACCAUUAAAUGGCAAUUGGAACCCAGAAUUGUGACAGCAGAGCUGUCACAAGGAACGACCACCUCUUGCCUGUCCUGUUUCAGAUUACUUAUUGUGCCGAGUAUGCAAAUGUCUUCCUUCUUUUAUUAGUGUAUUUUACUUUUUUUUUUUUAAAGAUGUGAUGAUCCUGAUUUGACUAGGUGCAAUCAGUGCUUAUGCUAAUGUUGUCUUUUAAUAAUCCGGAAUAGACAUGAAUGCACUUUUGAAUAUAAUUGUCGCAGUCAUACAUUCUAAGAAAGAGGAUUGAGUCCUCCAUUUUUAAUUUUAAUAUUACAGUUUAAGAAGGUUAUAUGAUGCAUCAUAUUCUAUUGAGAUAUUUUUUUUUUAAAAUGCCCACAUUGUGAUACUUUUUGUGACAUCAUUGGUAUUGUAUAAAGAUAAGAUCAAGUAUUUGAACAAUAGAAACAAAAUACACAUUUUAUGUGCAUUAUAGGCCAAAUUGUUGGCGUGAUGGUGCCUGACUGCUCUUCCUAUAGGACAGCUGGUUAACAUAUAACCAAUCAUCCAUUUACUUGCAGAGCCUUCGAUGUGAUCUUAAAAAGUGUUGCGCAAAUGCCAUGUGACUUUGAUAAUUAAUAUGAGUGUAAAAAGGUUCUUCAUUUGAAACUAGUCAUGUAUGAUGUCUUGUGCUGGUUUCACAUGAGAUAUUUGAGAUGAUUUUUGCAUGCAUGUCCAGCUGAAACAGUACUGUACAUUUUGAGUUCCAAUAAAUGUCAAACCCUG
Pseudoliparis swirei is the source of this 2028-nucleotide messenger RNA. RefSeq names its product TIMP metallopeptidase inhibitor 2b (gene timp2b). Gene Ontology annotation, cellular component: extracellular matrix. Gene Ontology annotation, molecular function: protease binding; metalloendopeptidase inhibitor activity. Gene Ontology annotation, biological process: negative regulation of endopeptidase activity; negative regulation of membrane protein ectodomain proteolysis. NCBI's taxonomy places the organism in Eukaryota, Metazoa, Chordata, Actinopteri, Perciformes, Liparidae. The coding region runs from base 223 to 882 and encodes 219 amino acids. The record is from RefSeq and is a predicted model, not a curated record. The transcript is spliced from 5 exons.